Lagopus leucura (white-tailed ptarmigan) is the source of this 795-nucleotide messenger RNA. It is a transcript of the gene ASCL1, whose product is annotated as achaete-scute family bHLH transcription factor 1. The record is from RefSeq and is a predicted model, not a curated record. The transcript is spliced from 2 exons. Gene Ontology annotation, biological process: neuron differentiation; sensory organ development; positive regulation of transcription by RNA polymerase II. Gene Ontology annotation, molecular function: protein dimerization activity; DNA-binding transcription factor activity, RNA polymerase II-specific; RNA polymerase II transcription regulatory region sequence-specific DNA binding. The coding region runs from base 1 to 654 and encodes 217 amino acids. Lineage: Eukaryota; Metazoa; Chordata; Aves; Galliformes; Phasianidae. Gene Ontology annotation, cellular component: RNA polymerase II transcription regulator complex.
AUGGCCAGCGGCAGCCCCGCCGGGAUGGCCAGCGGGCAGCCACCCUUCCUGCAGCCCGCCUGCUUCUUCGCCGCCGCCGUGGCCGCCGCCGCCGGUCCGCCGGGGCCGCCCCCGGGGGCGCCGCCGCCGCCGCUCCCGCAACUGAGCCCGGCGGGCGGGCGGCCGUCUCCCGGCGGGAAGCCUUCCGCGGCGCGGGCCGCAAAGCGGCAGCGCUCGGCCUCGCCGGAGCUGAUGCGUUGCAAGAGGCGGCUCAACUUCAGCGGUUUCGGCUACAGCCUCCCGCAGCAGCAGCCCGCCGCCGUAGCGCGGCGCAACGAGCGGGAGCGCAACCGCGUCAAGCUGGUGAACUUGGGCUUCGCCACGCUUCGCGAGCACGUCCCCAACGGCGCGGCCAACAAGAAGAUGAGCAAAGUGGAGACGCUGCGCUCCGCCGUCGAGUACAUUCGAGCCCUGCAGCAGCUGCUCGACGAGCACGACGCCGUCAGCGCCGCCUUCCAGGCCGGCGUGCUGUCUCCCACCAUCUCGCCCGGUUACUCCCACGACAUGAACUCCAUGGCGGGUUCCCCCGUCUCCUCCUACUCCUCCGACGAGGGUUCCUACGACCCGCUCAGCCCCGAGGAGCAGGAGCUGCUCGACUUCACCAGCUGGUUCUGAGCCGGCCCCGGUAGGACGCUCGCGAAAGGGGAGAUAAGCGCCUCUCCCGCAGCCACGCUCGCAGAGCACCCCACCGCCGGCCCACCACCAACUGUUGCGUUUUCCUCUCCCCCGCCGUCGGAGGGCGGUGCGGGCACGGCU